UAACUACUCACCAGAUGGCGCAGUGUACUCGUGAUGUUGUUACAUACUGUAAGGGCGUGUGAGUGCUUGUGUAGAAAAUUAAGUGUUUCGUGAUAUUUCAAGCGCUAAUGGACAACAAAAUUGGUAUUAAUAUAAGUUGAAAUGUGAAGAAGAACAGAAGGAAACACGCCAAACUGUGCCUUAAUUAGUUAUAAACAAGUGCCUAGAAGAUAUAGAAGCGAGGAGUGCAUACGAACGACAAUUUACGAAAAACGAAUAAUUUUUUGGGAUCGAGCGGCCGUCCACAGGAAGCAUCGUCGGGCCCGUGACGCCUGCGCGAGCGCAUCGAACACGCGCUACAGGACAGCUGGAGACGGCUGACAGCUCCGAGAUCAGGUUCAUUUCAAAGUCGGCCCCGACACCGAUCCUUCAGCCACGAGAGACGAAGACCCAACCAAGAGCAUAGGAGAAGCAGCGCCCACUCCUUAGACCUUGAGCAACAGACAGCUACUAUACAUAGAGCGCGUUCCCUAUCCAAGAUGGCGACGCUGUCCCUCAAGAUAUCACUCGAGGGUGGUAAAGUGGUGAAGACCAUCCAGUUUGACCCAUCGACCAGCGUGUACGACGCGUGCCGCAUCAUACGGGAGAAGAUUCUGGAAGCCAAUGCCAAUGAUCCUAAAGAGUACGGACUGUUCCUCGCGUCAGAGGAGGACAACAAGAAGGGCAUCUGGUUGGAGGCGUCACGCAGUCUGGACUAUUACAUGCUGAGGAAUGGAGAUUUGCUGGAGUACAACAAAAAGACCAGGAAUCUGAGAGUUAGGAUGUUGGAUGGCACCGUCAAGACCCUGCUCGUCGACGACAGUCAGAUAGUUGCCAACUUGAUGGUGGUCAUCUGUACCAAGAUCGGCAUCACGAACUACGACGAGUAUGGACUGGUCCGCGAAGAACAGAAAGAGGAGGCGGAUCCCUGCGAGAAACCCAAUUACGGAACAUUAACAUUGAAGAGGAGGCAUCAGGAGAAGGAGCGAGAUGCGAAGAUGGAGCAGCUCAGGAAGAAACUAAGGACUGAUGAUGAAGUGAACUGGGUGGAGGGGUCGAAGACGCUGCGCGAGCAGGGCGUGGAGGGCUCGGAGACGCUGCUGCUGCGGCGCCGGCUGUUCUUCUCGGACCGGAACGUGGACUCGCGCGACCCCGUGCAGCUCACGCUGCUCUACGUGCAGGCGCGGGACGCCAUCCUGGCCGGCACGCACCCCAUCACGCAGGACAAGGCGUGCGAGUUCGCUGGGAUACAGUGUCAGAUACAGUUCGGAGAUCACAAGGAAGACAAACACACAACUGGAUUCUUAGAUUUAAAAGAAUUCCUGCCGGCGUCGUACGUGAAGGUGAAGGGUAUAGAGAAGAAGGUGUUCAAGGAGCACCGCAAGCACGCCGGCCUCAGCGAGCUGGACGCCAAGGUGCUCUACACCAAGAGCGCCAGGGACCUUAAAACCUACGGCGUCGCCUUCUUCCUCGUGAAGGAAAAGAUGAAAGGCAAGAACAAAUUGGUGCCGCGACUGCUCGGUGUGACGAAGGACUCCGUGCUACGACUGGACGAGAAAACCAAGGAGGUGCUGCAGACAUGGCCCCUCACCACCGUGCGGCGCUGGUGUGCCAGCCCCAACACCUUCACGCUGGACUUCGGAGACUACAGCGACCAGUACUACAGCGUGCAGACGACGGAGGCGGAGCAGAUCCUGCAGGUGAUCGCGGGCUACAUCGACAUCAUCGUGCGGCGCCGGCGCGCGCGCGACCACCUCGGCAUCGAGGGCGACGAGGGCUCCGCCAUGCUCGAGGACUCCGUGUCGCCCUCCAAGGCGAACAUCAUCCAACACGACACGUUCAAGUCGGGCAAGGUGAACACGGAGUCCGUCGCCAAGCCCGCCGUGCUGCGUCCCGGCGCCGAAGGUGCUAAAUCGUUCGCGGUCGGGCACCUGACGGGCGCGCAGCAGACCACGGUGUCCGGUCAGGUCAUUACGGGACACGCGCCGCCCUCCGCGACACAAAUCCAGCAAACGAAAGUCACAUCGAUCUUGACUGAGCCCCAGCGGGCGCUGCUGUCCACCAUCACCAGCGGCAAGGAGAUCAUCAAGCAGACUGAGGAGGGACUCACCAAGGCGUCGCUGCCGGCGCUGGGGCAGGACGCCGGCUCGGUGCGCUGGAAGCGCGUGAAGCUGGACAACAGCAAGCAGGUCGUCACCUCGCACAUCGCCGCCAUGAACGCCGCCACCGCGCAGGUCGUCACGCUCACCGCCGGUCCCACGGAAGAAGUAGACCACACCGCAGUGGGAGCGGCCAUCACCACCAUCACUACGAACCUGCCGGAGAUGACCAAGGGCGUGCAGAUGAUCGCGGCGCUGCUGGAGGACGCGCCGGACGGCGAGCGCCUGCUGGACGCCACGCGCGCGCUGUGCUGCGCCUUCUCCGACCUGCUGCGCGCCGCGGAGCCCAGCGCCAGGGAGCCGCGCCAGAGCUUGCUGAACGCGGCGUCCCGCGUGGGCGAGGCGUCCACCAGCGUGCUGCACACCAUCGGGGAGGAAACCGAGGAGGACAAGGAGACGCAGGAUAUCCUGCUAUCCUUGGCGAAGGCGGUCGCCAACACGACCGCUGCGUUGGUCCUGAAGGCGAAGAACGUGGCGGCGCAGUGUAAGGACGAGCAGCCGCUGCAGAACACCAUCAUCGCCGCCGCCACGCACUGCGCGCUCGCCACCAGCCAGCUCGUCGCCUGCGCCAAGGUUGUAGCGCCGACUCUUCACAACCCGGCCUGCAGAGAACAGCUCACCAGCGCGGCUCGUCAAGUGGCUCAGGCGGUGGAGAAACUGGUAACGGCAUGCCAACAGGCCCCAGAGUCCGCGGGUCCUGGAGUGGAGCAGCUAACGGUCGCUGCACAAAGAGUAUCCGAGGAGUUGGAGAGGUUACUGGCACACUGUGACCUAGACCGGCGCGCGCAGGCGUCGGUGCUGGAGCAGGCCGUGGAGAGCGUGGUGAGCGCCAGCGAGCGCGUGGCGGACGCGGCCGACGCCGGCGAGAUGGUGCGGCGCGCGCGCCUGCUGGGCCACGCCACCGCGCGCCUCAUCGCCGACAUCAAGACGCAGGCCGAGAGGCAGCCCUCGGACUCCCAGUGCAAGCUGCUGGCCGCGGCCAAGCUGCUCGCCGACGCCACCACCCGCAUGGUGGAGGCGGCCCGCCUCUGCGCCUCCUCGCCCCAGGAUCGCGAGAAGCAGGAGGCGCUCCGUCUCGCCGCCAAGGAGCUGCGUUUCAUAACCGUCGACUACGCACAGGGGCAGGACAUCGUCAGCUCGCAGCUCGUCCGACUCACUGAGAGCGCCCGGCAAGCGACGUCGAGCGCCACGCAGCUGAUCACGUCGGCGCAGAACGCGACGCAGUACAACUCCAACAAGUACUCGCAGGAGAGCCUGCUGUCGGAGUGCGGCGCGCUGGGCGAGCUGGUCCCGCGCGUGACGCAGGCCGCGCGCAGCGCCGCCGCGCGGCCCGCCGAGCCCGCCGCGCAGCUCGACCUCAUCACCGCCGCCGAGAGCUUCCUGCAGCCGAGCGGUCACGUGAUCCAGGCGGCCCGUGGAGUUUUACCUACGAUCAGUGACGCCCCGACCGCUAAACAGCUGGCCGACACCACCCACCAAUUCACUACCAGCUGUGCUGACCUUAGGUCGGCCGUGAGUCGGGCUCGCGUGUCGUGCAAGGGGCUGGAGCUGGACGCGGCGGCGGAGAUCAUCCGCAGCCUGCAGGCCGAGCUCGACGAGCUGGAGGAGGCGGCGCGCGCGCUGGAGCUGCGCCCGCUGCCCGGCCAGACGGCGGAGUGGGCGUCCAGCGGGCUGCAGAGCGCGGGGCGCAGCGCGGCGUCGGCGUCGGCGGCGCUGGCGGGCAGCGCGCGGCGCGGCGAGGGCGCGGCCUGCGCGCGCGCCGCCGCCGACCUGGCCGGCGCGCUGCGGGCCUUCGCGCCGCCGCUGCGCGCCGCGCUGGCCGCCGCGCCGCCGCCCGCGCGCCCCGCGGUGCUCGCCUCGGCCCGCCACGUGCUGCACUCCUCGCUCACGCUCGUCGAGACCGUCAAGCACCAGCUGGCGAGCUCCGAGGAGGUCGACACUUCGAGAAUCAUGGCGAUGGCGAAGGACGUGUCUCAGGGCAUAGAACAGACGAUUGAGGCAGUGCCGUCUCACGCGGAGCUGGACGCCGCCAUGGAGAGCAUCAACCAGACCCUGGACAUACUCGACAUGGGAGAGUUCCCGCUGACAGACAAGAGCUACGGCACGCUGCAGAGCGAGCUGAACGGAGCGGCGGCGGGGCUGAGCGGCGCGGCUGCAGAUGUGGCUUCAGCCGCAGAAGGGGGGGACCUGGCGCCCGCCGCAGAGACCUUCCAGCACGCCUUCGACCGCCUAGCCGCCGUCUGUCUCGACAUGGCCGGCCAGACUGAGGAAACAGAGAGUCGUACGCAGAUGGUCAGUUCGCUAAAGACGGUCACCAUCAACUCGUCCAAACUCCUCGGCACCGCCAAAUCAGUCAGUCAGGAUUUGACACGACCGAAUGCGAAGAACCAGCUGACGGACGCGGCUCGCGCAGUCACCGAAAGCAUCAAUCACCUUGUGGACGUGUGCACGGAGGCGGCGCCGGGGCAGAAGGAGUGCGCCGCCGCCAUCCGCAGCAUGGAGAGCUGUCGCCCGCUGCUCACUGCGCCCUCGCAGCCGCUCAGCGAGCUCGGGUACUUCGCCUGCCUCGACGCCGUCGUCGACCAGAGCAAACUGCUGAGCGAGGGCAUGUCGGGCAUGGCGAGCGCCGUGAAGAAGGAGGAGGCCGAGCCGUUCGCGCGCAGCGUGGCCGGCGUGGCGUCCGCCGUGCACGGGCUGGUGGAGUGCAUCGCGCAGGCCGCCUACCUGGUGGCGGCGUCCGACGAGACGUCGACGGCGGGCCGCGCCGGGCUGGUGGACCGCGCGCAGUUCGCGCGCGCCGCGCUGGCCAUCGAGCAGGCCUGCGCCACGCUGGCCGAGCGCUCGGCCGAGCAGCCGCGCGUCAUGGCGGCGGCCACGGCCGUGGCGCACCACACCAGCGCGCUGUGCAACGCGUGCCGCGCCGCGUCGGCCCGCUGCGCCGAGCCGCGCGGGCGGCGCCACUUCGUGCAGGUGGCCAAGGACGUGGCCGAGUGCACGGCGGCGCUCGUCAAGGACAUCAAGGCGCUGGACGCCGACUGGAGCGCCGCCAACCGCGCGCGCUGCGCCGCCGCCACGGGCCCGCUGCAGGACGCCGUGCGCAGCCUGCGCCAGUUCGCCGACAGCCCCGAGUUCGCCGCCGUGCCCGCGCGCAUCUCGCAGUCCGCGCGCGAGCGCCAGCAGCCGGUGCUGGCCUGCGGACGCGACAUCAUUACGUACUCGUGCGCGAUGGUGGAGGCGGCGCGGGCGCUGGCGCUGGCCCCGACGGAGCGCACGCAGUGGCACGCGCUGGCGGCGCACAGCAAGUCCGUCUCCGACACCGUCAAGAACCUCGUCGCCGGCAUACGGGAGAUGGCCCCGGGUCAGCGAGAGUGCGCGACCGCACUGGACACGCUCAAUAAGCAGCUCCGCGAGUUGGACCAGGUGGCCUUGCAGGCUGUGGGGCUUGAGCUUCAGCCGAGACAUGCUAACACGCUGCAAGGUUACUCCGAGCAGAUAGAGAACAGCGCCGCGGAGAUGCUGGACAGACUGGAACCGCUCCUCGUGGCGGCUCGCAGCGAGGCGGAAAACCUGGGACACGCGGUCGGGCAGCUGGUGACGUACGCCGAGCCACUGGUGAGCGGCACGGCGGGCGCGGCCUCGCACACGACCGACUCGGCCGCGCAGGCGGCGCUGCUGCAGCACGCGCGCACCGUGCUGGAGACGCUGGCGCUGCUCGUGCACGCCGCCAAGCAGUCCGCCGGGAACCCCAGGGCGACGGCGGCGCACGGCGAGCUGGACGCGCAGGGCGGGCUGGCGCGCGCGGCGCUGGGCGAGCUGGCGGCGCACGUGCGCGAGCUGAGCACGCAGCGCGGCGCCGUGGGGCCGCUGCUGGACGCCGUCGCGCGGGCCGUGGCGCGCCUCACCGAGCACCGGAUGUCACUGAUUGGUAGCUACGACGAGACGGACUCGUUUGUGGACUACCAGACGAGGAUGGUCGGUGCCGCGAAGGACAUUGCAAGAUUGGCCACAGAUAUGACGGCAAAAUCGGCCACGGAACCUUCCAAGCUGGUGGAAGUCGGCAACGAAAUGUGUGGGAAGUAUGAGAAGCUAGCGGCCGACAGCGUGGGCGCCUCUGCCACCACUCCCAAUGCGGAUAUCGCCAACAGGAUCCGCGUGUCGGCGGUGGAGCUGGGCGAGGCGGUGUCGGAGCUGGUGCGCGCGGGCGGGCGCUGCCGCCUGUCGGCCGCGCCGCCGCAGAGGCGCGCCGUGGCCGACGCCGCGCGGGCCGUCAACGAGAAGGCGGUGGCCGUGCUGAGCGCGCUGCAGGCGGGCUCGCGGGGCACGCAGGCCUGUAUCGACGCCGCCGCCACCAUUGCCACUAUCCUCGGAGACCUCGACACCACCAUACUCUUCGCGAGUGCAGGCACACUUCAGUCGGACAAGGAGGGCGACACGUUCUCCAACCAUCGGGAAAACAUCCUCAAAACUGCCAAGACCCUGGUCGAGGACACCAAGACCUUGGUCGGGGGUGCGGCAGGUAGCCAGGAGCAGCUGGCCGCUGCAGCACAGAGUGCAGUCAGCACUAUCGUGCAACUGUGCGAGGUGGUGAAGCAGGGCGCCACGUCGCUGAGCGACGGCGGCGCGGAGCCGCAGGUGCUGGUGCUGCACGCCGCGCGGGACGCCGCCGCCGCGCUGCGCGACCUGGCCGCCGCCACCGCCGCCGCCAGCGGCAAGCACGUCGCGCACCCCGACAUGCAGCGCCUCAAGCACGCCGCCAAGCGUUUGUCGGAUCCGAAGCGGUGGAGCCUCCCGAUCAAAACUAACACUAUACCUAGAAGCAGGAGACGCUCUAUAAAUAUAAGAGAUUACAAUUCGUGCGAUUCGGAGACGGAUAUAUUCCAGUCUGAUCAGGAGGACGAGCUUAUAAAACUUCUAGACUAUUCUAGUCACGACGAUGAUGUCUCGCCGACGAUAUUUCACGACAGUUGUGAGGAAAUGAUCUCGUAUAUAGAGAGUAAAAUGUUAAAACCGUCGCCGAGACUCAGCAACGACGAUGUCAAUAUGAGAUAUAACCUGACAUCCAGGAAUAGUCUAUUCGAUAUGGAGUGGCGCGUACUGAAAUACGGGGAGAGUAUAUUUUUGGGGGAGCUCCGGAAAUUGGUCGAUCUGUGUGUUGAUUCCUUCGAUAAAGCCGAUAAUAGAAAGAGAAGGAACGCCCAGGAUGGUAGUAAAACUAGCUCAGAUCUAGAUAUCGAGAUGAAAAGGUUGUCGCAAGUUAUGGACGAUUUGGAUUGGCAGGACGUUGUAAAUGAGAACGUUAGUACGACAGUGACGACGACUGUACACAGUGUGACCAAAAGACCUAAAUUUGAGAAGCCUAAACUCAAAAGUCCAGUGUUCAAAGUAAAAAAGGUCAAACCGAUUAACUUAACCGUCAAUGUGGAGCUCACGGCAGAACCGAAAUCAGCUCAAAAUAAUAUCAAAGAUCAAAAAGACGAUAUUGAAGUAAAUAAAGUUGAAAUUCAUAAAGAUAAUAAAAAACAUUUUUGGAACAUGUUCAAAGAUGAUACAGAAUGGUGGAAAGCUCUGGCGAAACGUAAUUUAGAUAAAAUGGAGGAAACGAGACGUGAAUUGGAACGUUUUAGUGGACACGAGCUGGUUCUGGGCGAGAUAAAGACAGAAAUAGAUAAAUAUGAAAGGGAGAAAGAGACAUUGCAAAACUUUAUCGAAGAAGUCGACAAAUCCAAAGCAGUUAAUAAAGAUUUAGAAUACGACCAAAAGUAUGAAGAUAUGGUCCUGAAAUUAAUAGAAUUCGCUAAGAAAGAUUUCAUUUAUAAAGGAUUCGAUCCGCUCAUUGAGAAAUUGAAACUUUUAUCCAAUAUACACGUUGAAGGACGAAAGAGAAAGCUCGUCAAUAUUGAGGAAAUACUCAACGUUUAUACAAAGAUUGAUAUAUCAAAAUACACAUACGAAGAACUGUGCUUAUUGGAGAAAUAUUACAAAGAAAUUAUCAGGAAAUACAAAAGCGAAACGCGUCGAAAAGAAAAUAUAAUUCCCAUUGUACACGUAAGUAGAGAAAAGGUCACACCAUCAGCUUCCCCAAACUUUGCCAAAGAACAUUUCAAUCGCAACUUACUGACAACUAUAAACGAUUACAGUACACGAACGAUCUCAAAGAAUACGUUAGAAAGAGAUAACAAAAAUAAUUUGGAAAUAUUCGAUCUCACGCGAACUUACCCGAGCGAGUAUUACGCAAACAACUGGUGGAAAAUUUACGAAGACGUUCUCAAAAAUCGGGAACAGCAAUUCGGCAGCAUAGAUAACUGGUGGAGCUUCUAUGAAACGAUAUUAAACAGAAGUGAUACGAGUGAUGACGAAUUGAGACGAAUUCGCGCGAUCGUCGAAAGUAGACUAAGGAAAAGACCGAAUAGUCGAAUGGAGGAGCAGCUAAGGAUGUUAGACGAAGUGAAGAACGCGCGGUUCCACGAGAGCGAGGACGUGGCGACCAGCGGAAACGAAUCGGUGAUGGUGACCAACGUGACGUCACUGCUGAAAACUGUAAAGGCGGUAGAAGACGAACACACACGCGGCACCCGAGCCCUCGAGUCCACUAUCGAGGCUAUAUCUCAGGAAAUCGAGGUGCUGAUGUCGCCGGCGGCGCCCAAGAGCACGGCGUCCGUGGAGGAGCUGAUGCGCUGCACGCGGCUGAUGACGGCCGCCACCGCGCGCGCCGUGGCCGCGUCGGGCCAGGACCAGCUCGUGGCCGCCGCCAACCUGGGCCGCCGCACCGUGCUCGACAUGCUGGCCGCCGCCAAGGGGGCGGCGCACGGCGCGGAGACGGGCGAGCUGCGCGCGCGCACGCUGGCGGCCACGCGGGCGGCGGCCGAGGCCUACCGCGCGCUGCUGGCGGCGCUGCUGGCGCCCGGCGCGCGCGCGCAGCUGCCCGAGCUGAGCCGCCGCGUGGCGCGCGCCGUGGCGGACAUGCUGGCGGCCGCCGACCUGCUCAAGGGCGCCGAGUGGGUGGACCCGGCCGACCCCACGGUCAUCGCGGAGCAGGAGCUGCUGGGCGCCGCGGCCUCCAUCGACGCGGCGGCUCGCAAGCUGGACGCGCUCCGCCCGCGGGUCACUCCCAAAACGCAGGAGACGGACGAAAACCUGAACUUCGACGAGAUGAUCCUGGAAGCGGCCAAGUCUAUUAUUGCUGCGACCUCCGCGCUCGUGAGAGCCGCCUCUGCCGCUCAGAGGGAACUCAUUGAUCAGGGCAAGGUGGCUCGCCGGCCGGCGUCGUCGUCGGACGACGGUCAGUGGUCGGAGGGGCUGGUGUCGGCGGCGCGACUGGUGGCGGCCGCGGCGCACGCGCUGGUGGAGGCCGCCAACGCGCUCGUGCAGGGAGCCGCCUCCGAGGAGAGACUCAUCUCCAGCGCCAGACAGGUCGCCUCCUCCACGGCGCAACUGCUGGUCGCCUGCAAGGUGAAGGCGGACCCCACGUCGGAGUCCACGCGGCGCCUGCAGGCGGCGGGCGCGGAGGUGAUCCGCUCCACCGACAACCUGGUGCGCGCGGCUCGCGACGCCAUCACCUGCGACGACGAGCGCAGCCUCGUGCUCAACCGCCGCAUGGUGGGCGGCAUCGCGCAGGAGAUCGACGCGCGCUCCGAGGUGCUGCGCAUCGAGCGGGAGCUGGAGGAGGCGCGCGGGAGGCUCACCGCCAUCCGCCAGGCCAAGUACAAGCUGCGCGACACCUCGGGCGACGACACCGACACCGACCACCCGGGGUACUCCAGCGACGCCUCGCCCGGGCCCGCCCACAGAUUCAAGACCCCGAACAGCAGCUUCGCGAACACGACGUACAGUCCCAACAGCACUUACACGUCGCAGCACACCACGCAGAACGUCACCAACAGCAGCCAGCACGUGACCAACCUCAGCCAGCACGUGACCAACCUUAGCCAGUCCGUGCACGGCGCGCCCACGUCGCCCACGACGCCCACGCAGCGCGCCCACCCUCAGACCACGAACGGCUACCAGCGCGACGACAAGCCGCGCAGCCCGUCCUUCACCAGCUUUAGGCCCCAGGAGGAGACCCCGAAGCAGAACUACGAGGGGUUCACGACACGAGAAAAAACAACAAAUGACAGAACGAUGGGAUCUAAGACGAGCAUGACCGAGGAGACGGUUGUCGUCAAGUCGUUGCAACUGCCGGAGGUUCGUACGGCCUAUUUGAUAGAGGAGGGCGAGACGGCCGAGAAGAUAUUCUACCGUCGCGAGAGACCACCGCCGCCACCACCGAGGCGCGUCUCGCUACUAAACUACGAGACGAGACUGUACGACACGCCGCGACCCAUCAACGAGUAUUACGCGAAGACGGACGAACAACGACACUUUGAAUCCACAAACCAAUAUUAUAAGGAACAGAAGUUCGGCUACGACGCCCCGAAGGCGCCGAUGAGCCCCAAGUUCAAUGCACGCGAUCUUAAAUUCGACGAUAAACCCGAACCCAUUUAUUCUACACUCAAAAAACCGACUUCCACAUUCGAUGGUGUCGGGCAGACAUUCUCUGAACACCAGAAGUCCACCGAGGCGAUACCCGGUGGCACCAAGCAGUCGGAAUUCACCGUGAAGAGCGAAUCGUAUCAAAGUAACCCAAAGACGGAAUUCUUCAAAACGGAAACGCGACAAGAGGUCAAGUCCCCGUUCGCGACUUCGACUCCAUCGAAAUUCGACAAGACGGACUACACUGACUUCUCCAAAAAUAUGGAUAUCGUGAAAGCUCCCACGCCGGAGUACGAAAGAAUAUCGUCCCCCUAUGGCAAAGACGUCCAUAGCUAUGGUGGACCGAAUUUCUUCGAGGAGACGACAACGGAAGUCAAGGAGAUACCGAACGGUACCCAAAAGAUUACAAUGACGAAGAUAUACAGCUCCUCGCCGGUCAACUUGACGACCACCAACACGAAGUAUGAACCGAUAAAACUCGAAGGGAUCGACGAAUUGUCGAAAUUCGAUAACGAUUCGAGAUACAGCACGCUCGACUCUCGCUUCAAUACGUUGGAGUCGAAGAUGAGCUCAGACACGAGUCGCUCCUUCAUGAGACCCUCGGAGUUUCAGUCGUCCGACUACCAGGCGACCACCAGCACCACUGCGAAGAAACCCUCCGAUUUGGUAAAAGAGAUCGAUAGCUUGGACAAGAAAUUCUCCAAGCAGACGAUCACGUCCGAAACCAUCGAGAGGAAGUCGGUGAUGACCAGCUCGCACAAAUCGGAGACCAGUUCGACGGUCACCAAGAAAUUUGGGAACUUUUAAAGAAAUGUAGUGACGUCAUCGACGAGUCUCGUGAGCGUCUCGACAGAUUAUAAAUAAUAUUAAGAUAACAAACGGUGCCUUAACGCAGCUUAUUUAUUUGAAAAUAAUAAUUUUAAGUAUAGCGAUGCCCGCGUAAGCGAUACGUCCACUGAAGGUAUGGAAACACCAAUUAUGGUAGAUUUAAAAACAUUAUAUUGUAUAUAUAUAUUCACAUGUUUGUUAGUGCAACAAACUAACAUAAUACUUUAAAGAAAAAAAUAUUUUUAAUCUGUAUUUAAAACAAAAUGUCAGUUGAUACAAAAUAUAUAAACGUAGUAUGUAAUUGGUAGGUAAAAACGAGCCCUUUUCAUACGAAAUAUAUAAAUAGCAUUUAAUCAUAUAUAUUUUCCAGUAAUGGCAAUACUGUAUAAUAUAUUUUCUAUUUAAAGGGCUAACUAUAUUAACUUCGUUUAAAUUAUUGUUAAGAAAUACUAUUUCAAAUGAUAAUGGAUUGACUUGUAAUAGUAACAUGUUUAUUCUCUGUAGCUAACGUUAUUAUAACUAGGAGUAACGAGUACUUUUAUAUCUGUAUUCUAUUUUGUAUCUGUGUAAAAUUGUAAUAUUCAAUUCUGAAUUACGUUUAAUAAAAUAUUAUAAUUAAUUAAUAUACUGUUGAAAUUUUAUUUUAAAACUUUAUUAUUAUUAUUUUUUAAAUAUUAUAUAAUCUGUGUAAGUUGUCAAUUUUUUUUUACAUAGAAAGACGUAAUUUCGAAUUGAAAUAUAACUAAAUAUAUUUUGUAAGUUUAUAGUUCGGUAUAAUAUAAUCUCAGUAUAAUAAACCAAAUAAAUCUUGUACUAAUUUUCAAUAUUUCCUUAGUAAUAAUUUAAUCGGUUUGAUUUUUGUACUAACGGAUUAUUAUUUGUUAAUAUUAUUUAGAGAUUUUAUCCGAUCGAGCUCCGCCGGUAGUGCCACUUGUAGUUGGGCCAUUGUAUGACUUGCAUCGCGUAAUAAAUAUUUACUAAUUAUAA
Messenger RNA from Nymphalis io (European peacock), 12461 nucleotides. RefSeq names its product talin-1 (gene rhea). Gene Ontology annotation, biological process: cell-cell adhesion. The coding region runs from base 519 to 11453 and encodes 3644 amino acids. Gene Ontology annotation, molecular function: actin filament binding; structural constituent of cytoskeleton; integrin binding. NCBI's taxonomy places the organism in Eukaryota, Metazoa, Arthropoda, Insecta, Lepidoptera, Nymphalidae. Gene Ontology annotation, cellular component: cytoskeleton; ruffle; plasma membrane. The transcript has 58 exons. The record is from RefSeq and is a predicted model, not a curated record.